Messenger RNA from Sturnus vulgaris (Common starling), 1457 nucleotides. The record is from RefSeq and is a predicted model, not a curated record. NCBI's taxonomy places the organism in Eukaryota, Metazoa, Chordata, Aves, Passeriformes, Sturnidae.
UGUCCGGCCACGGGUCAGAGUUGCAGAUUGAAAAAUGUGACCAAAAUUCCCCAAAUCCCAGCUGCUGAAAGCAGAAAUUACAUAUUAAAGGACUUAACACUGGCAUCUUCUAACUCCCAGCUGGCUCUGACUCUGCCAAAGAAGGUGCUCUCCGACCCCCCUGGAGCUGAAGAUGGACGUGAAGAGGGUGAAGGACUACCUGUACUGGCUCUACUACCAGUACCAGCUGGUGACAUGCAGCUAUGUGCUGGAGCCCUGGGAGCAGUCCAUGUUCCACACCAUCACUGUCACCGUGCUGGCCAUGGUGGUGUACACGGCCUACGUCUUCGUGCCCAUCCACGUCCGCCUGGCCUUGGAAUUCUUCUCGCAGAUUUUCGGGUCCCAGCCUGAGAGCACGGUGCUGAACUGAGCUGGUGGCAGCAGGGCCCAGCAGCUCUGUGAAAUCACCUCUGUGAUUUUGGCUCUUAGGAAAUCCCUGCUUGCUUCACCUGGAGAGCAGAGCGAGGCACCGAGCACGGCCCCUCGUCCAUAAACGCUCUGGGAAUGGGACACAGCAGCUGCAGUGACACAGGAUCCCAGCACUUCCAGCAGCCUCAUCCAACCAUCUCCACUCAGACACUCUUCUGGUGGCUCAUCACACUCAAAGUUUUACCAGCACGGCCCAGCAGCCAGGUUAGAGGAGAUAAAAAAUGAGGAUAUGCAGCAGGAGUGGAGCGCUCGUGUCUGGCUGGUGAUUGACUUCCAGGCUUCCAGAGAAAGCAACACGAGGAUGAACUUAAAUCCAGCUUUUUUCACGUCUAAGUUCCUGCAUCUGAGUUCACGUGGUCUAAAAUAUUUCCUUUUUGAAAAGAAUUCACCUCAUCUUGCAGUUUAGUGAGGAUGACAGGAAGAAGCAGCCCUGCUCUGUCUCAGUGCCCUCUUGCCUUCUCGGAUGAAAAUCAAAUCUCUUCUUGCUGCUCCCACUCAUCAAGGCAGCAAAGUGCAAAUCAACACCAGGGGAAGAGGAUCCAGAGUGGAAAUCAAAUUUUAAUACCUGCAGGGAAAGCUUAAAGAGAUCUCCUUUACAAAGAAGAAAUUUGAUUUAUUUCCAUUGCCUGUGGGGAGGUUUUGGAACAAUGGGAGGUUUGUUUGGUUUUCACUCUACACAAAUCAAACGUGGAUGCCAAAUCAUAAAUUACAGCUGCACACUGCACGUCUCCACCAGCUGAUGCUCCUGUUAGUAGAAGUGAGAGGUGCAAAAUGUAAAUAGCUUUCAAAUGAUGUUUGCACAGUUCUAGAUUAAAAUAAAAAACGAAAAAACAACCUCUUAACUUCUUUCUCGAGCUGCAGUGGGCUCCUGCAUGCUUCAAAGCACAAGUUUGUUUGGAAACGAAGACAUGUGGUGAAGGUUGCCCAGAUCUGAACAUGUGUAUGCAGUUUUUUCAGCCCAAAAAAAUAAAAUUUUAUUCUUCAGAAAC